CCAAGGGUGCAAUUGGCUCAUGAAUCAACGAGCACUCAGAAGCUCCUGACUUCACGUUAGAAUUUACUCUCAAUUUUUUUUUUAAUCUAUAAUAAGAUUUUCAGUGCACCAUUAAAACACGUUCUAGCGUAAGUCCCUAGUGAAAAUGUCUCAACCAGCUGUAAACUGCAUUGUCACGCCACUCAAGUGAGACAAUACCACAAUGCAGGUAUGAAUUUGCAUAGCCACCUCUGCGUCUAACCUAAUAGCAAGCCUACUACUAAUACUACAACCUUACAGUUAUUUACAAACAAUCCCGUAUUCUUCGGUCACACGAAGAGGCCCAACCCCAUCCUGUUGCGCAGCCAGAGCGGACGUUUCGCAAAACACAAGGGGUUGACGUUCCAGUUCUGUGAAGGGUGGCGCGAAAUCCAGAUCAAUAAGUACGAUGGCCGAGGAAAAGCAGAAGGAAAGUGAAAAACAAGAGUUUGAAUUCCACAAACCGCAGGAAAGAGGUGCUUGGGAAAGUUUUUCCAGGUUUAUCCAUAAUCCUGACACUGGACAAUAUUUUGGAAGGACGCCUUUAAGCUGGGUUCAGAUCCUUACAUUCUACGUAAUUUUCUACAUUGGCUUAGCUGCUCUUUUUGGAGGUUGUAUGUGGGCCUUUUACACUACAAUUGAUUUGAACGUACCAAAGAGACAACUUAGCGACAGUUUGAUUGGUGAAAGUCCUGGUUUGAGCAUAAGACCACUUUCAAGUGAAGAUCUUGAGGGAAACUUCAUAUAUUACAAUGCGAAGAAUGAGAGUCAAAUAAACAUGUGGAUAAAGAAAUUGAAUGAUUUCAUGGAACCUUAUAUUGUCCCUGUUCCUGGCAACAACUCCAUACAUUGUAGUUUUCAUAGAAGACCGAUUAAUAACGAGAUUUGCAAGGUUGAUUUGAACUUAUUCGAAGACUGUUCUCCCAAAGACUUGUACGGAUACCGAACAGCUUCCCCAUGUAUAUUUUUGAAACUAAACAAGAUUUAUGGUUGGGAACCUGAAACUCACUUACUUCCAUCUGAUGAUAUGCUACCAGACAUGAAAAGGAAUAUAAUAUCUUUACCAGAAUUGAAUAGGACACAGAUAUGGGUCAGUUGCCAAGGUCUGACGCCACAAGACAGAGAUUUUGUGAAAGAAUUCAAAUAUUAUCCCAGUGGAUUUCCUUCAUAUUUCUUCCCAUAUAAGAAUGGAGAUAAUUAUUUGAGUCCACUUGUAGCCGUUAAAAUAGUAUAUCCAAAAGCGAAUGUGAUCAUCGGAAUUGAAUGUAGAGCAUGGGCCAAAAAUAUCCGCUAUCGUGGAGGAAUAUUAGAAAGGGUUGGUUCAAUCCAGUUCUACUUCCAAAGAGACUAUUUCAACGUGCCUCUGCAAUAGCGUUCAGUCAUCCAAUGGUUAAGUGAUCAACUCCCAUCAAAAGUAUUACAUAGUUCAAAUUUCAGGUUCUUUAAGUAGUAAUUUUUAUGUACAGAAAGUAGGUUUUCGGUUGGAGGUAGUCAUCGAGCAUUCGCUCAAAAUAAUAAAUAUAAGAUUGCUAGAUAGCCAACGAAAAUUUCUUGUUGAUGUUUCUGGUGAGAAUCUAAUUGAAAUUUCUUGCAUUUAUCUUGUUACGAGCACAAAACGAUCUUCAUCAUCCCCUGUUUUAUUUUCGAAGAAAUUUUCGAUAUUCAUACAUUUUUCAUUCGAUUUGUUCUCAGAAUGACCAAAAUUAUUUUUAAUAUACUUCGCCUAAACUUAUCUACGCAUGAUUUUCCUCAUUGAUUUAAUAUUUUUAACCGAAUCAAACUAAAAUUUCAUUCUUAUUAUCACUAACUUUGAAGGACCAAAAAUGAUUAGAACUAUUUCUCAUUCUUGAGUUUCCGUUGAAUAAAUUAAAGGAUUUUUGAGGGGUCACGUAUGAAUAUCUAUCAUUUGGGAUUACUGCACUGCCUUUGAAAUAGUUGAUUCGAAAAAUACUUUCGAAUAUAUUGAAAUAUUUUGGAUGUCCCAUCAAUAAGUUUCCCACUGUAAGGGAACUUUUCAGUCUAUCAGUUAAUCCUUAAUAUUUUAAUGAGGAUAUUGUAUAUUUCCAACCUAUUUUUCUAUAACAAAUGUGCGGAUUCUUUCUGGGAGCUGUAUAUAAAAUUUUAUUUGUAAAUAUAUAAAAAUGAAUUAUAUUUCAAAGCAUAACUAGAAUUCAAUACAGCAUAAUAUAUUCAAAAGUUUGUAGUAUUAGUUUCGGAUUUUAGAGAUACUUUAUUUCUUGAUAUUGCUUAUAUUUUUGAUAGGGAAGCACUUUUUGGGAGAAAUAAUAAUAAACUGUUCUCAAUGACCAAUAUGAAGAAAGACGUGAGAUAUAUGAUAUGGUUUCGACGUGGUUUUUGAGAAAGAUAUCUCCAAAAUAAUAUAACUUGCACAAUAAUAAAAUAGGUAGGAAAAAGUUCAUUGAUAAUCAAUUCUCUAAUGUAAAGAGAAUUAUAUCUUAUCUACUAAAUCGAAGUCACAUUAUCGUGUACAUCGUAAGAUAUUAUUUCAAAGUUGCGGACAAGUCUUAGAUUUGGAGAUAAUUAGAAACCCCCAUUUGUUCCUUUUAUAAAUAAGAAAUUAAUUUUGUUGAUGCGGUUUACGUAAUACCUUCCAUACCAAAAUAAUUUUUUUUUUCAGUUUACGAAAUUUCUUGUAGAUAUUUUUAGAUGGAAAUUUGAAAUAAGGCCUAAUUAUUUCAAUUCCGUGGUAUUCCAGUUCCACUGAGAUAAACAACAUUAUUGUGUAAAUUGCAAAGUUGUUCCAUUGAAUUUGUCAGCUUUGUUGAUGAUCACUUAUAUUGAUGAUUCAGAUGUGUUUUUGAAAUGAAAUCAUAAGUACCUCAUUGUAAAAAUUACAUGUUCGUUUUGUGACAGUUGCAUUAUGUAUAUUUGUCCUUAUUCAAAGUUUCUGAUUAAAUAAUUCAGAAUUUCA
Harmonia axyridis is the source of this 2950-nucleotide messenger RNA. Its product is annotated as sodium/potassium-transporting ATPase subunit beta-1-like. The record is from RefSeq and is a predicted model, not a curated record. Gene Ontology annotation, biological process: potassium ion import across plasma membrane; intracellular potassium ion homeostasis; sodium ion export across plasma membrane. Gene Ontology annotation, molecular function: ATPase activator activity. Gene Ontology annotation, cellular component: sodium:potassium-exchanging ATPase complex. The transcript has 6 exons. NCBI's taxonomy places the organism in Eukaryota, Metazoa, Arthropoda, Insecta, Coleoptera, Coccinellidae. Bases 428 to 1390 code for a protein of 320 amino acids.